Anthostomella pinea is the source of this 1314-nucleotide messenger RNA. Lineage: Eukaryota; Fungi; Ascomycota; Sordariomycetes; Xylariales; Xylariaceae. The record is from the annotation of a GenBank genome assembly.
AUGUCCGAACAUAACGCCCCAGUCCGCGUAGCCAUCGUGGGCGGCGGGAUCACCGGAGUCAUACUGGCGCUGGGGCUGCAGAAGCGCGGCAUCGACUACACCAUCUACGAGCGCGCACCGGCCUUCACAGAGAUCGGUGCAGGCAUCGGGUUCAGUCCCAAUGCGGAGCGCGCGCUCAAAGUCGUCGAUCCGGAGGUGUACGCCGUCUACAAGGAGGUCGCGUCGUCGAACGCGGAGGAAGACUACUUCCAAUGGGUCGACGGCCAUAGAAGUAACGAGGUCGUGUCGAAGCUGCUGAUUGGGGUCGAUGCGUUCCAAGGGGGUCGCCGUUCUGACUUUCUGGAGGCGUGGUCGGAGUUGAUCCCGCGGGACAAGGUCCGGUUCGGCAGAGAUGUCGACACGAUCUUUCAACAUGAAAAUGGCAAUGUUACGCUGAAGUUCAAGGAUGGGAGCACCGAGCAAGCUGACAUUGUCAUUGGCUGCGACGGCAUCCGCUCCCGCGUCCGCCAGCUCAUCCUCGGCGAAGCCAACCCAGCCUCCUACCCACGCUACACCAACAAAUACUGCUUCCGCACGCUCGUCCCGAUGCCGCAAGCGCAGGCCGCCCUGGGCGAAGAGCGCAUCACGAACCGCUACAUGUACAACGGGCCGAAUGCGCACUGCAUGAUCUACCCUGUCGCCAUGGGCGCGCUCCUCAACGUGCUCCUCGUCCUUAGCGACCCGGGCCACUGGCCCGCGGACGCGCGCCACACGGCGCCGGGCGACAAACAGGAGGCGGUCAGGGCCUUUGAGGACUGGCACCCCCAUGUGCGCGCACUGGUUGAUCUGCUGCCUGAUGAGCUGGACAAGUGGGCUAUCUUCGAUAUGCACGACUAUCCGGCACCGUACUACAACGUCGGCAGCGUUGCGGUCGCGGGAGACGCGGCGCACGCGUCCGGUCCGCAUCUUGGGUCCGGGGCUGGGUUCGGCAUCGAGGACGCGCUCGUGCUGGCGAGCGUCAUUGAGGCGGCCGACAGAGAAGUCCGCGGUGCGACGACGAAGAAGAAGAAGAAGGUUGAGAUAUGCCGUGAUGCGCUGGUGGCGUAUAAUACUGUGCGCUACGAUCGUGCGCAGUGGCUUCCGGGCGCGACGCGGGAGGCGGUUGAGCUGUUUCAGUGGCAGGAUGAGAGGGUUGGGAGCGACCCCGAGAAGUUUGCGCCGGAGAUCAGUCGGUUGUUUCAUACGAUUUGGGAUAACGAUAUUGAUGAGAUGGUCAAGGGGGCGGUGCGGGAGUUCAAUACGGUGCUGGCUGGUGGGCCGAGGGCGCAUUUGUGA